AUGAUUGCCUAAUAGAAUUCACUUGAGGGCUCAGCAUACUCGCCCUUGAAUAGUGAAGGUGGCAACUACUAUGAGGAGUUUGAGAAACCUAGGAUAGUGAAACAAAAAGCCUUCUGCCAAACGAAUAUUCUUCUUAGGCCCUAUUCACUUAUGAUUAGGAAGCACACAGUAAUAGACGAGAAAGAUCCUUUUAUCCUCUAUGCAAUAGAAAUAGAAUCUGAGUUCUCGAAGUACAUAGUGCUUAAGUAGUUCAAAAAUUUCAUCAAGCUGCAAUAAGAUUUGGUUAAACUAAAGGAUUGUACUGUUGAAAUGUGUCCUCGAAUUGGAUCACUUGGGGCUGAAUGUGUCUCCUUAGAAAAACUUAUCCCAAAACUGCCAUCAUCUUUUAUAGGAUUGCUUUUCAAGUCAAUGCCAACAAACUAAAAUAUACACCUAAUCGAACUUAUAGCGAAAGCCAGUUACGUUUAAUUAGGAUAAAGCCAAAUAGAUGAUGAAUUAGAGGAAGCACAGGUUACUCUAACUAAAACUCACCAUACCUAAGUGAAUGAUUAUUUGAAGUAUGAUAAGAGACCGAAAACAUUAAGAAAAAUAAGAUAAAGAAUCUCUUUCUCAAGUAUGUUUAUCAGUAAAGAGGAUACUAAGGGCAUGUCCUCUAGAUUCCUACAGCAAUUAUAAUAUUCAUUCUUGGUCAUCUAACUCCAUAGGAAAAGUAUUAGACUAGCUAGCUUUAGGUCAAGUCAACUUAUAGUUCUUGGCUUGAAGUUCUGCCCAUAGAUAUCUGGUGAGACUCUUGGCUUGAUAGCAGAAUGGGCAAAUCCAUUUUAUCUUAAGGAACUUUACCUGGAUGGCUGCGAUAAAAUAAAUGAUUAGGCUAUGAUGAAUCUGGUUAAGAAAAGAGUGAAUAAUUAGUUCAGAAUGCCCGAUAUUUCAGACUAGUUUGACUAGAAUGCUAAUCAUGUAGCUAAGACUUAUUCAUCAAUUAUUGAUUCCGCAGAUGGAAUGAGGAGAAUCACUGAGGAAGUAUCUUAGGGAGGUGCCUAUGGAUUGCAUGUGAUAUCCCUUGCUGAGUGUAAAAAUAUCAAUGAUGCUGGAAUAAAUCAUCUUAAGAACUUGAGGUAUCUCCACAAAGUAAUUCUGCUUGGCUGUUUUAAUGUGAAAGACGACGGAGUACAUGAACUGGCAACGAACCUAAAAUAUCUUGAAGACAUAGACAUAAGUGGAACUUCCAUAACUUUAGUAUCUCUCAGCUGCAAGAAGCUUAAUGCUUCAGACGACAAAAUACUUUUGAAACAUAAGAUCAAUGUAGAAGGUGGAGACGACGUCUUUAGAUUUUAUUUGCUUCCAGAGAUAUACAGUGAUCUUCCCAAAAUUACUACAAGCGUUUUAAAGACUAGAGCUACCUUGAGUGUUCACAAAGUCUACAGAUACCUUUUAAAGAAGUUGUAUAUGGAUAGAGCUAUUGAAGAAAUGCCUGAAGAUACUUUAGCAGACUCAUAGGUAGAGAUACUUUGCAACAACAAGAUAAUGAAUCCCUAACUGUAACUGAAGUUCGUAAGAGAGAAUUAUUGGAAUAAUGAGCAGUAAAUUCUAGUGUUGCAUUAUAGAAAGAAGGAAACUAAUAGCAGCUAGAGCAAUAAUUUGAAAGCUCUAGAUAGUGCUAGGAGUGUUGAUUAUUAGCCCCAGAAGCCUCCUCUAUGGGUGCCAGAUCACUUGGCACUGAAUUGCUUAAAUUGUGACAGGGAAUUCACUUUAUUCAGAAGAAUACAUCACUGCAGGAACUGUGGCAAAUGCUUUUGCAAUGAAUGUAGCAAGAAUUGGAUGCCUAUUGAGAAAUUCGGGUACUACUCGCCUGUGAGGAUGUGCUCUAGAUGUAAGGUUGAUAUUUUGAGUGAAAAACUUGCAAACUUUAAGUAUCAAUAAUGCCUAACUGAGGAAAGCAACUAGUAUAAUACUUAAAAUGCUAAUCAUAUUGAUAGGAAUAAUAUGAUAAACACAAACAUUAAUAAUAUGGAUUCGUGA
Stylonychia lemnae is the source of this 2019-nucleotide messenger RNA. Lineage: Eukaryota; Ciliophora; Spirotrichea; Sporadotrichida; Oxytrichidae. The record is from the annotation of a GenBank genome assembly.